GUUAGUCCCUGUGGUUUACACUAAAUAACAAUCUAAGGUACUAAGAGUUUAAAAUCACGUUUUAGGGUACUAACUUUUAAUUUUUUAACAAAGUAAGGUAUUAACGUUAAGUUGCUGUUAAAUGCUAACCCUGACACCCUCACGUGCCAUAAACGUGAGGGUAAAUAUGUCAUUUAAAUGAAGGUCUCCUGCUUUAAUUAAACUCUGUUUCAUUCAACAUCAGUCUAUUCAUCUUCACCCCAUAUACUCUGUAAACCCAAAUCGAGUAAACCCUGAUUUCUAGGGUUUUAGCGUUGAGCGAUGGAUCUUUUGAGACAAGAAGAUGAACCAUUUGACUACGUUGGCAAAUACGGUACACAAACAGGAUUAUUUUCUCUGAAGAUACACUACAAUGGGCAAUUUGGAAUCAAAAAUCAAAAUCUUUGCUACAUAACUGGUAAGGUAAUCUAUGUUGAUUUCAUGGAUACGGACAUGUUUUGUAUCCAUGAUGUCAACGAUGCUAUGAGGUUGUUAGGGUUUUCAGAAGAUAAAGUUCAUCAUUUUUAUUUUGUGGUUCCUGGUAGUGAGAUACAUAGUGGUCUUAUGUCUUUAAGCACUGAUGAUGAUGUACGAGUCAUGAGUGAAUAUGUGCUACAAGGUUCCAAAGUUAUAAGUCUUUAUGUAGAGCAUGGUUUAGGCAUUGCAACUGAAGAUGUGACAGUCAAUAAUGGUAAAGUAGAUGACCCUAAGAAUGCACAAGUAGAUGAAGAUGUGACAGUCAAUGCUGGUAAUGUAGAUGACCCUAAGAAUGCACAAGUAGAUGAAGAUGUGACAGUCAAUGCUGGUAAUGUAGAUGAACCAAAGAAUGCACAAGUAGAUGAAGAGGUAACAGUGAAUGUAGACUUUGAUAUCAAUGAUGUUGAAAAUAGGACUGAGAAGUUUAGUAAUGAAGAUGUUGAGAAUAUCCUAAGACAGACUGUUGUUGAUGCUUCUUUUAAUGAGCUGUUUAGUGAUCACAACACACUUGGUGAUGUUUUAAAACCUUAUGUAAGGCCAGCUGAACAGAAGGAAAAGGGUAAUGAGAAUGAAAAGGCUAAACAGAGUGAAAGGGUUGAACAUGAUAAUGAGGAUAGUGGUGAUGAGGACAUUGUCGAUGAGGAAAAUGAGGUGUUUGAGGUAGAAGUUGAUAUGAGUCAGUUUAAUGACAAGUUCCAGGCUAAGCAUCAGAUGAACAAUGAAAAAGAAACUGAUAAUGCUACUGAAACAAGUGUGGAUGAUACUGAACAUGAUCCCUUAGAAGAAGAAUAUCUUAGCAAUGAUUCCCUUGGCACAUCUGAAUCUGAAGGAGAACUUACCAUUGAAAAGCAUAGGAAAAAAGCAUUUAGGAGGAUUAGGAAACAACAAGAAGCUAGUAAGGAAAAAUGUGCAUUUUAUGUAGGUCAAACAUUUGGUGAUAAUUCACAGGUGAAGACCCUCAUCAGAAGACAUGCAAUUGAAACAAGAAGGGAGAUUUUUUUCUAUAGGAAUGAUCAGGAAAGGAUAAGGGCCCAUUGCAAAGGGAGAAUUCCUGAUUUUGAAAUGGCCCAAGAAAAAGAAGGCCCAAGUGAAAGUCAAAAAGAUGGCCCAAAUGAAAGUCAGAAAGAUGGUGGUAGGUUAACAAAAGAAAACCCUAAUAAAUGUCCUUGGGUUGUGUAUGUGGCUAAGCUUAAAGAUGAACCUACCUGGGUGGUUAAAACCUAUAACCCACAACAUAAGUGUUUUCAGACAAGAACUUCAAGACACUUCACAUCUGAAUGGAUAUCCAAGGAGAUAAUGUUGGAUAUUGAAUCAAACCCCAAGAUCCCAAUCAAAGCUAUCAAGGAUCAGUUGCAGAGGAAAUUCAUGAUGGAAGUUUCAACAAUGAAGGCAUUUAGGGCCAAAAAUAUGGCUGCAAAGCAUGUGAUUGGUGAUUAUACAAAGCAAUACAGGCUGCUAAGGGAUUAUGGCCUUGAACUACAGAGAACAAACCCUAACACAACUUUUAAAAUUGACCUUGAACCAUCCAGUAUUAAUGCUUCUUCAAGUAACAGGGUUUUCAGAAGGGUGUACAUCUGUCUUGGUCCAUUGAAGGAGGGAUUUAAGGCUUGCAAAAGAGAAAUCCUUGGUUUGGAUGGAGCUUUUAUGAAGGGGCCAUUCCCUGGUCAACUGUUGACUGCUGUGGCUAUGGAUCCCAAUAAUGGGAUCUACCCACUGGCAUAUGCUAUAGCUGAGGCAGAGUCAAAAGAUUCCUGGACAUGGUUCUUGGAUCUUUUAAGGGAUGAUCUUGAAUUACCUGUGAAUGCCAAUUUCACUUUCAUCUCAGAUAGGCAGAAAGGAAUCAUCCCAGCCAUUGCUGCUGUCUUCCCUAGUGCAGAACACAGAUAUUGUGUUAGACACAUUCAUCAGGUAGGGCUAAGACUGAGGUGUAGGGCUAAGACUGAGGUGUUGUUAAACAAUUUGUGUGAGGUGUUUAAUGCAAGAUUGGUGGAUGGCAGGGAUAAGCCCAUUAUCAGUGCUCUUGAAUAUGUUAGAGAGUAUUGCAUGAAAAGGAUUGUCAAUGUGCUGAAGGUUAUUGCUAAGACUGAUGGUGUGUUGACUCCAAAAGCUGCUGAGCAUUUUGAGCUUGUCAAAAAACAUGCAGCCAAUUUAAUUGUCCAGUGGAAUGGUGGUCCUAAGUAUCAAGUUAGUUGUUAUUUGGGUGAAAGAUAUGGAGAGCAGUUUGUUGUGGAUGUCAUUGAGAGGACCUGCACAUGCAGGAAAUGGGAAAUAAGGGGCAUGCCUUGUACACAUGCUGUUGCCACCAACUGGGAUAUGGCUGCAAAUGGUUUGAAGGUUGACAUACCAGAGAGAUGGGUGGAUGAGUGCUACUGGUUGUCUACAUGGAAGAAGGUAUACUCUUACAAAAUAGGGCCAAUCAAUGGAAGAAGCAUGUGGCCUAGGGCACACUGUAGUACAAAACUCCUUGAACCAAUGUACCACAAACCUGUUGGCAGACCCAGGAAGAUGAGAAGAAAGGAUGAAAUGGAGAAGGAAGAUAGCAUGGUUAAAGAUGGCAAGUUGAGUAGGAAAUGGAAGACAGUGACAUGUGGAAGCUGUGGAGGAAAAGGUCACAAUAAAAGAAGGUGCACCGGACAAGGCUCAACUGCUGCUCAAUCUAGUUAA
Messenger RNA from Helianthus annuus (common sunflower), 3159 nucleotides. RefSeq lists its product as uncharacterized. Gene Ontology annotation, biological process: DNA transposition. The record is from RefSeq and is a predicted model, not a curated record. The transcript has 5 exons. Lineage: Eukaryota; Viridiplantae; Streptophyta; Magnoliopsida; Asterales; Asteraceae. Bases 301 to 3159 code for a protein of 952 amino acids. Gene Ontology annotation, molecular function: transposase activity; DNA binding; zinc ion binding.